GCGAACAAAACCCACGAGGAACUGCAACAGUUGCUGCUGUAUUGCAAAAGAAACCGAGGCAGCGUGACUGCGAUUGCCACUAGACUGGGCACGCUGCUUCCCGAUGCUGCAACGCCUCAGUGGCUUCUUUUAACCAAUAAGACACUGCUACCACAGCCUGAUGUGGUGGCUUUUCCCAAGCCUCCAAAAGCCCCAGACGGUAGCUUGAUGUACGAACGCGUUCCAAAUAAACCGGAUGCUGACAAAAUACCUGUAAACAAUAUGUCUCCGUCUUUGAAGCGCAGGGCGUACGAGGAAAUGAAUGGUAUCGACAAUUUCUACUCCGAUCUGGACUGGGACGAGGGUUCCUGUCUAAACGCCCCACCCGCGAAACGGAUGUCUAAAGAGCCGAUGCCCAUCUCGCGCCACCCAGUCGCCUCCUCCGCCCUGCCAGGAACAGGGCCUCUUGCAGGAAACACGGCGUUGAGUUCUAACGCAGACCAGUAUCAGAUGAUGAUGGCGGCCGCAGUCCAAGCCCAUACGCCCGCAGGGCUUUCGGGGCCGAUGCCUCGCCAGGUGGCCCAAGUGAACGGAAAGCCAAAGAUCGCUCAAAUGACCCGAAGUGGAUCCGGGCGUAAACAAGUGAUUAGCUGGAUGGACGCUCCUGAUGAUCUGUAUUUUAAAGCGACUGAACAUAGCAAAAAGAUUCGACGUCAGAUCUCAUCGGUGGAAUUGCGCCGAGCUGCAAGAAAGCCUUGGCGAUAUUUCAAAACGCGAUUGGAUGAACCACCCGUUGUAGUUCUCGAUUGACAUUAACUUUUCUCGAUGUAAAUCAAUUUAAAUGGUAAAUGUGAAGGCGCUCAUUGUGCCACCAACAGCACAACGUAAAACUGAAAGCUCCAUGUAAAAAAUAAUGUUUUGUACAUAUAGAGUGAGAAUGACAUUUUACACUGAUUGAGUUUCGCAGCAGAACGGAACGUCGUCUUUUUCAAUUGUUGUUUAAAAAAAUGCAUAUUUCAAGUCUUGGGGUGGCUACAACAUAUCGAAACAGGUCAAUUUGCAAGUGAAUUGUUGUCGCUGAGGUUUCAACACGUUGUUACUUGUGCGUUUUAUCACGAAUGAAGAACCCAAAAGGUCUGUGCUGUGCAUACGUGUGUGAGUUUAGCAACAAUUUAAGAAGACUCUGGUUGCGAGCGAGAUUUGCCAACUGUUCGUUGACUAGUUUAUUGUUUACCUGCACUGUUUGACUUUUUACCAUUUUUUAUAAUUGCCCAAUAGAGUUAAUGAUAACGACAAUCAAUGCAACUUUUUAUUUGUAUUGCUCCUCCUGACCCGACAGGUUCGCAAAUCUCGAUUCGGAAUCGACCACUGUAUCAAUAUUAUUAACAAAUUGUAAAAGCACUUCGGAUGGACACUUUGAGAGGAAUAUUUGUGAUUUAAGUAAUAAGUACACAUUUUUGUCUACUA
Molecule: messenger RNA, 1446 nt
Organism: Dendroctonus ponderosae (mountain pine beetle)
Lineage: Eukaryota; Metazoa; Arthropoda; Insecta; Coleoptera; Curculionidae
Product: metastasis-associated protein MTA1-like
Source: RefSeq, a predicted model, not a curated record